Messenger RNA from Phytophthora sojae, 2292 nucleotides. Its product is annotated as vesicle coat complex COPII subunit SEC23. The transcript has a single exon. Gene Ontology annotation, molecular function: zinc ion binding; GTPase activator activity. The record is from RefSeq and is a predicted model, not a curated record. Gene Ontology annotation, biological process: COPII-coated vesicle budding; intracellular protein transport; endoplasmic reticulum to Golgi vesicle-mediated transport. Gene Ontology annotation, cellular component: COPII vesicle coat; endoplasmic reticulum exit site. NCBI's taxonomy places the organism in Eukaryota, Oomycota, Peronosporomycetes, Peronosporales, Peronosporaceae. The coding region runs from base 1 to 2292 and encodes 763 amino acids.
AUGGAGGCCAAGGACGGCGUGCGCUUCUCGUGGAACUCGUGGCCCUGCACCAAGCUGGAGCAGACGCGCUGCGUCAUGCCCACGGGCUGCCUGUACCAGCCGCUGAAGCCCAUCGACGGCAUGCCGCCCGCCGUCGAGUACGACCCCAUCCACUGCAAGGCCUGCGCCGCCGUGCUCAACCCGUACUGCCAGGUGGACUUCGUGUCCAAGCUCUGGGUGUGCCCGUUCUGCGUGACGCGCAACCACUUCCCGCCGCACUACGCCGAGAACAUCACGCAGGAGAACCUGCCCGCCGAGCUCAUCCCGCAGUACACGACGCUCGAGUACGAGCUGCAGAACCGCCAGGCCGGGCCCCCCGUCUUCGUCUUCUGCAUUGACACGUGCGUCCCCGAGGAGGAGCUCGAGGAGCUCAAGGACUCGAUCCAGCAGACGCUCAACCAGCUGCCGCCCGAUGCGCUCAUCGGCCUCGUGACCUUCGGCACCAUGGUGCACGUGCACGAGCUGGGCUUCCCGGAGGUGCCCAAGUCGCACGUCUUCCGCGGCAACAAGGACUUCACGGCGCAGCAGGUGUACGACAUGCUGGGACUGGCGGCCACGCGCAAGCAGCAGCAGCAGCAGAUGCCCGGCCAGCCUCAGCAGCCUCAGCAGCAGACCAGCAACUCGGCGCGCUUCCUGCUGCCGGUGUUUGAGUGCGGCUUCACGCUGGAAUCCAUCCUCGAGGACCUCCAGCGCGACCCGUGGCCCGUGGCCGCGGACCAGCGCCCGCAGCGCUGCACCGGUGUGGCCAUGUCCGUGUGCGUGGGCCUCCUCGAGGCCACGUUCCAUGGCCAGGGUGCCCGUAUCAUGAUGUUCGUCGGUGGCCCCCCAACGGUCGGCCCGGGCGCCAUUGUGAGCCGCGACCGCAAGGAGGACAUCCGUUCCCACACGGACCUGCAGAAGGACAAGGCGCCGCUCACGAAGAAGGCGCUGGUGCACUACAACGACCUGGCGGCUCGCUGUGUGGCCUCGAGCCACGUGGUCGACAUCUUCGCGUGUUCUCUGGAUCAGAGUGGUGUGAUGGAGAUGGCGGCGUGUGUGCAAAAGACUGGCGGUGUGAUCGUGCUUGCCGACUCGUUCGGCCAGUCCGUCUUCCGCGAGUCCUUCCGCCGCAUGUUCAGCAAGUUCUCGGAUGAAGCGGCAGACUGCGACAAGGACCAGCUCACGAUGGCCUUCGCGGCCUCGGUGGAGGUGCUUACCAGCCGCGAGUUCAAGGUUGCUGGUGCCAUUGGCCCUUGCGCCCCGCUGAAGCGCCAGGGAGCGGCGCCGAAGAACGUCUCGGAGGUGGAGAUUGGUGUGGGUGGCACCAACGCGUGGUCCAUGGGCGGCAUUGACCCCAACACCACCGUUGCCAUCUACUUUGACAUUUCUAACCAGACGCCGUUGGCGCCGGGCAAGGCGCGCUACAUCCAGUUGAUCACGCGCUACCAGCACGCGAGUGGUCGUUAUCGCACUCGUGUGACGACGAUCUGUGGUCCCUGGACUGUGGACCCGAACGACACGGCCUCGCUGGGCCGUGGCUUCGACCAGGAGGCUGCCGCCGUGUUGCUGGCACGUAUUGCUGUGCACCGCUCGGAGCAGGGCGAGGAGCAGCUCGACAUCAUGCGCUGGAUCGACCGAUCGCUCAUCCGACUGGCUUCGCGCUUCGCCGACUACCGCAAGGACGACCCGUCCUCGUUCCGUUUGUCGCCGGAGUUCGCAAUUUUCCCCCAGUUCAUGUUCCACCUGCGCCGUUCGCAGUUCCUGACGGUGUUCGGCUACUCGCCUGAUGAAAGUUCGUACUACCGCCACUGCCUGCUGCGCGAGAGUACGACAAACUCGCUCGUGAUGAUUCAACCGUCCCUGCUGUCGUACUCGUUCAACGGACCCCCCGUGCCGGCACUGCUGGAUGCUGCCAGCGUGCGGUCCGACACAAUUCUGCUGCUGGACUCGUUCUUCUACGUCGUGGUCUUCCACGGUGACACGAUCGCCGCGUGGCGUGACCAGAAAUUCCACGAGGACCCCGCCCACGAGAACUUCAAGAACCUGCUCGAGGCUCCGCAGGCCGACGCGCAGCUUAUCAUGGACUCCCGCUUCCCCGUUCCGCGCUACGUCGUGUGUGACCAGCACAAGUCCCAGUCGCGUUUCCUCAUGGCCAAGCUCAACCCGAGUGUCACGCACAACAGCAUGGACGGCCAGGGCGAGGUCAUCUUCACGGACGACGUGAGUUUGAAGGUGUUCAUGGAGCACCUGAUGAACCUGGCCGUCAAGUCGUAG